Messenger RNA from Prunus dulcis (almond), 2432 nucleotides. RefSeq names its product oligopeptide transporter 4-like. The record is from RefSeq and is a predicted model, not a curated record. NCBI's taxonomy places the organism in Eukaryota, Viridiplantae, Streptophyta, Magnoliopsida, Rosales, Rosaceae. Gene Ontology annotation, biological process: transmembrane transport. The transcript has 6 exons. Gene Ontology annotation, molecular function: oligopeptide transmembrane transporter activity. Bases 65 to 2296 code for a protein of 743 amino acids.
AACAAACAACAAACAAACCUUAACACUCUCUUUUGUUCCCUCUUUCUCUUGAUCCAUAUCCUCAAUGGGCAGUCUAGAACUAGAACAACCCAACUCUAACACCACCCCAAAGCCCCUAGACUCCGACGCCGAAGACGAUGACGUGUCUCCCAUCGAACAAGUCCGUCUAACCGUGACCAACACCGACGACCCGACCCUACCCGUAUGGACCUUCCGGAUGUGGUUCCUGGGUCUUCUCUCAUGUGCCCUCCUCUCAUUUCUCAACCAAUUCUUCUCCUACAGAACUGAGCCUCUCAUCAUCACCCAAAUCACUGUCCAAGUCUCAACCCUCCCCAUUGGCCACUUCAUGGCCAAAGUGCUCCCAACAAACAAAUUCCACGUACCCGGGUUCGGGUCCCGGUCCUUUUCUCUCAACCCGGGUCCUUUCAACAUAAAAGAGCACGUCCUCAUUACCAUAUUUGCUAAUGCUGGAAGUGCUUUUGGAAUUGGCUCAGCUUAUGCAGUUGGGAUUGUCAACAUAAUCAAAGCGUUUUAUCGCCGGAAAAUCUCUCUUCUGGCUAGUUGGCUCCUUAUCAUCACUACCCAGGUGUUAGGAUACGGUUGGGCUGGACUGUUAAGGAAGUAUGUUGUUGAGCCCGCCCAUAUGUGGUGGCCCAACACACUCGUUCAGGUCUCACUUUUCCGGGCCUUGCAUGAGAAAGAUGAGCAACGCAUGUCACGGGCAAAAUUCUUCCUAAUUGCUCUAGUUUGCAGUUUUACUUGGUAUGCUUUCCCAGGUUAUCUCUUCACAACACUCACAAACAUAUCAUGGGUUUGCUGGCUAUUCUCCAAGUCAGUUACAGCCCAGCAGAUUGGCUCAGGCAUGAGAGGCCUUGGAGUUGGAGCCCUGACACUUGACUGGUCAGCAGUGGCAUCCUUCUUGUUCAGCCCUCUCAUCUCCCCUUUUUUCGUCAUCGUCAAUGUUUUUGCGGGCUAUGCAUUGAUACUCUACUUUGCAAUCCCUAUAGCAUACUGGGGACUGGACUUGUACACUGCACAAAGGUUUCCUAUUUUUUCCUCGCACUUGUUUACAGCGCAAGGUCAAGAUUACAACAUAACAGCUAUAGUCAAUGACAAUUUUGAGUUAGAUAUUCCAAAGUAUAAGGAGCAAGGACGGAUUCACUUGAGCACCUUUUUUGCUCUCAGUUAUGGCUUUGGUUUUGCAACCAUUGCCUCCACCGUCACACAUGUAGCCUUAUUCUAUGGAAGAGAGAUACUUGAUCGCUAUCGUGCUUCUUACAAAGGAAAGGAAGAUAUCCAUACAAGAUUGAUGAGAAGAUACAAGGACAUACCUUCCUGGUGGUUUUACACAUUGCUCAUCAUUACAGUUGCAGUUUCUCUUGUACUCUGUAUUUUCUUGAAUGAUCAGGUUCAGAUGCCAUGGUGGGGACUCCUAUUUGCUGCUACCAUGGCCUUUGCAUUCACCCUUCCUAUCAGCAUCAUAACAGCAACAACAAACCAGACACCAGGGCUAAACAUAAUAACAGAGUACAUCAUGGGAAUCAUAUUACCAGGAAGACCAAUAGCCAAUGUAUGCUUCAAAACUUAUGGCUACAUGAGCAUGGCUCAGGCAGUCUCCUUUCUGAAUGAUUUCAAGCUCGGACAUUACAUGAAGAUCCCUCCAAGAUCAAUGUUUUUAGUUCAGUUCAUCGGAACGAUUCUUGCUGGAACCGUCAACCUUGCAGUAGCACAUUGGUUGCUGAACUCUAUCACAAAUAUAUGUGUGGAUGAUCCUCAUUCAGAUAGUCCUUGGACAUGCCCAGGUGACCGAGUUUUCUUUGAUGCUUCUGUGAUUUGGGGUUUGGCAGGACCUAAACGUAUAUUUGGAACUCUUGGAAUCUAUGGAGCCAUAAACUGGUUCUUCCUUGGAGGUGCAGUCGGACCGGUUAUUGUUUGGGUACUGCAUAAGGCAUGCCCAAAGCAAAAUUGGAUACGCCUGAUUAAUCUUCCAGUCCUUCUGGGAGCAACAGCAUCAAUGCCUCCAGCUACAGCAUUGAACUACAAUUCCUGGAUUAUAGUCGGAACAAUUUUCAAUUUUUUUGUCUUCCGUUACAGGAAGAAGUGGUGGCAGAGGUACAAUUAUGUCCUUUCAGCGGCACUGGAUGCUGGGUUGGCUUUCAUGGCAGUUUUAUUGUACCUUUCAGUAGGCAUGGAAAAUAAAAGUGUGGCCUGGUGGGGUACAAACGGUGAACACUGUGACUUGGCAACUUGUCCAACCGCCAAGGGCAUCGUUGCUGACGGUUGUCCAGUGAACUAAUAAAACCGUAUCUCCAGUUACAUGUGAUUUCAUUUUUAAAAUGUCGUAGUACAGAAUUAGCAAGUAUUAGAACUGAAUCUGACGAAGCAGAAGAGGUUUUAGUUGUCUCAUAAUGAGAUAAAACAUGAUCCAUUAA